UUCAGAAAGACUCCCCCACCACCUCCAGGCAGUCCCCUGCCAAUGGCCACUCCAGCGUUAACAGUUCUAUCUUGGACCUGCCGUCCACCAUCCAGCCCAAAGGUCGACAGAUUGUGUCCAGACCUCCAAUCAAGGACAAAAUGUCUGUGAAGAUCUACGUGAGGGCCCAGUUUGAGUACGACCCCUCCAAAGACGAACUCAUCCCCUGCAAGGAGGCCGGCAUUCGCUUCCAGGUGGGCGACAUUAUCCAGAUCAUCUCCAAGGACGACCACAACUGGUGGCAGGGCAAACUGGAGAACAUGAAAAACAGCACGGCCGGCCUCAUCCCGUCACCAGAGCUGCAGGAGUGGCGAGUGGCGUGCAUCGCCAUGGAGAAGACCAAGCAGGAGCAGCAGGCCAGUUGUACCUGGUUUGGCAAAAAGAAGAAACAGUACAAAGACAAGUAUUUGGCAAAGCACAACGCAG
Paralichthys olivaceus (Japanese flounder) is the source of this 465-nucleotide messenger RNA. The record is from RefSeq and is a predicted model, not a curated record. NCBI's taxonomy places the organism in Eukaryota, Metazoa, Chordata, Actinopteri, Pleuronectiformes, Paralichthyidae.